AUGUGUAUACCGAAAAAUCUCAUAUUUGUUUUUAUUCCAGUGCUCAUAUUGUGCUUUUGUUUAUCUGUCGUAUCAAGCACAAUUAGUCCUUGUGCAAAAUGGAAUACAACAGGGGCAACUAUAGCUGGAACCGGUGAAGCCGGUAAUUCUAGUUAUCAGAUUGAUUCAGCCAAAGGAAUUUUCAUUCAUAAAGAAAGAAAUGAAUUAUAUGUUGCUGAUUUUAAUAAUAAUCGUGUUCAAAGAUUUUCACUAAGUGACCCAUCAAGAAUGGGUAUUACGGUAGCAUCUGGUAUAAAAAAUCCAAUGAAAGUCUAUGUUGAUGAUGAUGUUAAUGGACCAACUGUUUAUGUUUCACUUCGAUUUUUGAAUCGUGUUGAAAAAUGGAUCAAUGGAGCAACACAAGGUGUUCAAGUCGGUGAUGAAUGUCAAUUAUGUUGCGGUGUAUCAGUUGACAAAGAGAAAAAUGUUUAUAUGUCAGAAUCCAAUAGACAUCGUGUUGUUCAAUGGUCACCUCGAACAAAUAUGACGACGCCUGUUGCUGGAAAGACAGAUACUAAUGGAUCAACAAGUGAUCGACUAGAUCAUCCUCAAGGAAUUUAUGUCACUAGAGAUGGAAGUAUAAUUUAUGUAGCUGAUAUGUGGAAUAGUCGAAUUCAAAAUUGGACACAAGGUUCACAUGAAGGAACUACAGUAGCUGGAUCCAGUCAAGGUACUCAAGGUCAUGAUCCUGGAACUUUAAAUUUUCCAAAUGAUGUUAUUGUUGACGAAGAAACUAAUGUUGUUUAUGUUAUUGAUACAUCAAAUCAUCGAGUUCAACGAUGGAAACCAUUUGCAACCGAAGGUGAUACUAUAGUUGGUGACAGGGGUGCCGGUAAUGCAACUAAUCAAUUACAGAAACCAGCUGGUUUAGCAUUUGAUAUGAAAGGAAAUCUUUAUGUAAUGGAUAUGGAUAAUCAGCGCGUACAAAUGUUUGAAUUAAUUAAUAAUCGACCUUGUCUUCUGAAAUCAACAGCAAAUUCAUCGAUGCUCGGGUUAGUUGGAUAA
This is a messenger RNA of Rotaria sp. Silwood2, 1044 nucleotides long. NCBI's taxonomy places the organism in Eukaryota, Metazoa, Rotifera, Eurotatoria, Philodinida, Philodinidae. The record is from the annotation of a GenBank genome assembly.